This is a messenger RNA of Alternaria postmessia, 1833 nucleotides long. RefSeq lists its product as uncharacterized. Gene Ontology annotation, biological process: proteolysis. Gene Ontology annotation, cellular component: fungal-type vacuole. NCBI's taxonomy places the organism in Eukaryota, Fungi, Ascomycota, Dothideomycetes, Pleosporales, Pleosporaceae. The transcript is spliced from 3 exons. The record is from RefSeq and is a predicted model, not a curated record. Gene Ontology annotation, molecular function: metalloaminopeptidase activity; zinc ion binding. The coding region runs from base 1 to 1833 and encodes 610 amino acids.
AUGACGAGAAACCCACCUAGCCUUCGCAAGGCGGCUUCAAACGCUGACCUGUACGCGGACCCGUCACCGCCCCGCCCACUCCGACAUUCGUCCUCGACAAUACUUGGACGCGCUCAUACGACUGCAUCGUUGCCACAUCGACAGCGGCUGGACCGAGCUGCAGAAAGAGGAUGGAGGAGUCAGGUUGUUUCUGACUACCGUAACCGUCACAGCAUCGCCGCAACCUACCCCGAUCUCAUUGACGUUGACGACCAAGACUACCCGGCGCCGUCGACACACCAGAACCCGCCGCCGGUACCGCCUAAGAUACCAGAAGUGCCAGUUGAGCAAGCUGAACCGAAGGUUGAGAUGUCCAAGCCGACACCUUCGCACUGCUGGAUUCCCGUUCCCGCUCGAUCGAAGGAGGAUCCAGCACGCUACACGAAGCCCUUUACCGACUACAUGACACGCAACCCCACCAUCUUCCACGCCGUCGAUGCCGUCGCUCAGGACCUCGAGAAGGACGGAUACAAGAAGUUGUCAGAGCGCGAUUCAUGGGAGCUGAAGGCGGGAGGCAAAUACUAUGUCGAGCGAAACGGAAGUUCACUCAUCGCAUUUGCUAUUGGAGACAAGUACGCGUCCGGCAAUGGAGCUGCUAUUCUGGCCGGACAUAUAGACGCCCUCACAGCGAAGCUGAAGCCCAUCUCCAAGCUUCGCAACAAGUCGGGAUAUGUACAGCUAGGUGUCGCGCCUUAUGCUGGCGCGCUAAGUGAUACCUGGUGGGAUCGCGAUCUGGGUAUCGGUGGAAGAGUUCUCGUCAAGGAGAAUGGGAAGAUUGUCACCAAGCUUGUUAAGCUUGACUGGCCGAUCGCAAGAAUCCCAACGCUGGCUCCCCACUUCGGUGCUGCCGCAAAUGGCCCCUUCAACAAGGAAACGCAAAUGGUACCUAUCAUGGGUUUGGAUAACAGCGAUAUCGGUAGCUCAUCAAACAACGAGGAGGGAGACUCGAAAGCCGGUGUAUUGGGCGGAGAGGGCGCCUUCACUGCUACUCAGCCUGAGAGGCUUGUAAAGGUCAUCACAAGCGAACUCGGAAUCACUGACUACUCAUCUAUUGUCAACUGGGAGCUCGAGCUUUUCGACACACAACCCGCACAAACCGGUGGCCUUGACCGCGAGUUCAUCUUUGCUGGCCGAAUCGACGACAAGCUUUGCUCUUGGGCCGCAAUCCAAGCUCUCCUCAACUCCAGCGCAUCUCUUUCAACCUCAUCCCAGAUCCGCAUGGUCGCAGUUUUCGACGACGAAGAAGUCGGCUCGCUACUCCGACAAGGUGCUCACGGCAACUUCCUCCCUAGUGUCAUGGAGCGCAUCGUUGAAGAAUUCGCUUCCAACGGAAAGACAAGCAGCGCAUUGAGCAGGACAUAUGCAAACUCCUUCCUUGUCUCGAGCGACGUCAUCCACGCUGUGAACCCCAACUUCCUCAACGCGUACCUUGAAAACCACUCUCCGCGUCUCAACGUCGGUCCCGCCAUCUCUGCGGAUUCAAAUGCACACAUGACGACUGACGCCGUCUCUACUGCUAUCUUGCAGCGCUGCGUAGACCGCGAUAUCGGCGUUCGCAAAGUCGACCCUAAACUCCAGGUCUUCCAGAUUCGGAAUGACAGUAGGAGUGGAGGUACAGUAGGACCGAUGCUGAGCUCUGCGACGGGUAUUAGGGCAGUAGACUGCGGAAUCCCGCAGUUAAGUAUGCACUCCAUCAGGGCAACUACAGGAAGUCUGGAUCCUGGUCUUGGUGUAUUUGCCUUCCAGAGUUUCUUGGAAAACUUUGAGUCUGUCGAUAAGGAAUUCAGGGAAUAG